AUGCAAUUCGCCAAUGCUUUUUUCGUUAAUUCAUGGCGGGCGCAUUAUCAGCGCGAGCGGUCGAGAGGGUACAAUGAAGAGAAGGAAGUGAAUAGUUGGGAGCGUGCUAUCAAAUUGUGUAUGACAGUGCCGUGCCACCACUGCAGUGACAUACUCCGGUUUGUGGACAGAGCCACAACGGAAGACAUUUUAGACGUUGUUGGCCUGGGAUGUGCAGCUGAGCGGUCGAGAGGGUACAAUGAAGAGAAGGAAGUGAAUAGUUGGGAGCGUGCUAUCAAAUUGUGUAUGACAGUGCCGUGCCACCACUGCAGUGACAUACUCCGGUUUGUGGACAGAGCCACAACGGAAGACAUUUUAGACGUUGUUGGCCUGGGAUGUGCAGCUGUGCAUUCGAAGUUGUAUUAUUUCUGA
Opisthorchis viverrini is the source of this 411-nucleotide messenger RNA. RefSeq lists its product as hypothetical. NCBI's taxonomy places the organism in Eukaryota, Metazoa, Platyhelminthes, Trematoda, Opisthorchiida, Opisthorchiidae. The transcript is spliced from 3 exons. The record is from RefSeq and is a predicted model, not a curated record. The coding region runs from base 1 to 411 and encodes 136 amino acids.